AUGCGUAGUUCAGUGCUAUUGGCGAGCAGUGUCCUGCUGCUCCUUGGCUGCAGUCAGGCGCGCAUAGUGCCCGUUGAGCAGGAGUUGUCAUGGCAAGAGGAUGCCAUCGAGCUGCCGCAGGAGCUGGAGCAACCUGAAAUUGAAGGCAGAGCAGCUGGCUGCUCCAUUAAGAUACGCAGCACGGAAAUGAAGAAUCCACAGCCGCUGCUGCUUAAGCCCGGCACUACUGAGUUCUAUCCCUUCAGCGCCAGCGGCUAUGUUGAUGUGGCCAAUGACAAGACCAUUGAGUUCAGCUGCACCAGCAGUUUGGCCUCGCCACUCUCUGGCAAAUCGGUGACCGCCAAGUGCGUUGGUGGCACCACCUUCCGCAUUGGCGACAAGAAUCACGAUCUGUCCACCAUUAGCUGCAGCUCCUGGCCCGCCUUUGUGGGUCGCAAGUCCGGCGCACGUUGCAAUGGCGGCACCACUCUGAUCAAUGUCGGCUUCGAGCUCAGCGGCUCGCGCUUUGCCAAGCAGUACGACGUGUGCUUCAAUGAGGACCAAGAGGUCACCCGCUAUGUGUAUCAUACACUUGACUCCGGCAGCAAUUACUAUGCCACCGGUGUGGAUCGCAUCAACUUCGCCACUGGCGGCUACUUUGCCGGCAAGAAUGUGGACAAGCUGUACACGCAAGCGGAGCAGAAGAAGACCAUUGACCAGGCCUUGGGCAUGGACUCGUCACGCUACUUUGACUCACCCAAGAACGUGUUCCUCGCUCGCGGUCACAUGGGCGCCAAGGCCGACUUUAUGUUCGCGCCCGAGCAGCGCGCCACCUUCCUCUUCAUCAAUGCGGCGCCUCAAUGGCAAACCUUCAAUGCUGGCAACUGGGCGCGCGUCGAGGACGGCGUGCGUGGCUGGGUAACCAAGAAUAAGAAGUAUGUGGAGUGCUGGACUGGCGUGUGGGGCGUCACCACGCUGCCCAACAAGGAUGGUCGCCAGACGGACUUGUAUCUGGCCUACGAUAAGAACGGCAAUGGUUUGAUACCUGUGCCCAAGAUUUACUUCCGCGUCGUCAUCGAGCCAUCCACACGCAAGGGCAUUGUCUUUGUGGGCGUCAAUAAUCCGCAUUUGAGUCUGGCCGAGAUCAAGCGCGACUAUGUGCUGUGCAAUGAUGUCAGCGACAGAGUCAACUACAUUAACUGGAAGAAGACGGACAUCAACGCUGGUUACUCCUACGCCUGCGAGGUCGCCGAGUUCCGCAAGAAGGUCACACAUCUGCCAGAAUUCUCGGUCAGCGGUCUGCUGGUCUAAGCAAAAAUAAUAUAAUUAAUAAUAAUAAUAGACAACAGCAUAAAGUAAAACACUUAACACUUUUUAAAACAACUGCUACCUCUUUAGCUUAGUUUUAGCCAUAGCAAGUUAUAGAAA
Messenger RNA from Drosophila busckii, 1407 nucleotides. RefSeq lists its product as uncharacterized. NCBI's taxonomy places the organism in Eukaryota, Metazoa, Arthropoda, Insecta, Diptera, Drosophilidae. The transcript is spliced from 2 exons. Gene Ontology annotation, molecular function: single-stranded DNA endonuclease activity; RNA endonuclease activity; nucleic acid binding. Gene Ontology annotation, biological process: apoptotic DNA fragmentation. Bases 1 to 1290 code for a protein of 429 amino acids. The record is from RefSeq and is a predicted model, not a curated record. Gene Ontology annotation, cellular component: nucleus; mitochondrial inner membrane.